Molecule: messenger RNA, 1991 nt
Organism: Folsomia candida
Lineage: Eukaryota; Metazoa; Arthropoda; Collembola; Entomobryomorpha; Isotomidae
Product: glycine-rich protein DOT1
Exons: 3
Coding region: 1064-1321 (85 amino acids)
Source: RefSeq, a predicted model, not a curated record
AAGCCGCACAAAUUUAGGUGUUCGUCGAUUUGGAUACAAAAUUCUAAGAAAUCUGUGCCAAAAAAUCCGUCACAUCGUUUCUGCCCAGCCCACUCUUACAGGCAGGAAGUGAUUGUGCAUUGUAUACUUACUCCGCUAAAAAAUUCAUAACAAGAUGUCGACAUCUUUUUAACAUCUUAUCCCCCCCCCCCGCCCCAGGAUCCUACAGAGUUGAGAGUGUCUCUUAUUUUGUUACUGAUGGAGACGACUUGUUUACAUUUAUUUAUCUAGGCAGAGUUGGACCCACUUUUACUUCUGGUUGGGUGGUUUGGUUGUAAAGAGAAACACAGCAGGGGGAAAGUAAGUAUAUUUAUGAGGAAAAAGUAAUAUGUAGAUAGAUAUGAUUUUUAAGUUGGGAAAAAAGAUUCUAUUUUUUAUCCUGAAAGAAAGAUAUGAAAUGUUGUGUUGUUGUUUGGAGAUGUUUACCAAAGUGGGGAAAGUGGCAGGAUGUCACGUGUCAAAAAGUAUUGUGGAUGAUUAUGUAGACUUGGAAUGGAUAAGGUUGUAGUUAUUUCGGUGUGUCGGUAAAUUUCUAACUAAUCGCGAGUCAUAUUUUGCAAAACGCAAGUGGGAGAGGACAAUUAAUUAGCACUGCGGCUGGUCAGACUUCUAAUUAUGGUAUGGUCGGCCACCCCACAAAUUAUAUAGUUAGAAAUUGAUCAAUUAUUUAUGUGCAUGAUAAUUAAGUUAUUUAGGCACAACCUAACCGUGCUGACUAGAAUGCAUAUGUAAACCAUUGUCUAUACAUACUUAAUACUAGUACAUAAUUAAAAUCCGUGAUAACUUUGAAAAAAAUUAGAUAUUGGGUGGUUCCUGUUAAAAGCGUCAUGCUACCCUUAUCAUAUCUGAUUAUGAUACAUACACAUAAGCGAACACAUAUAUUUGUCUAUACAUCAAGUUCUGCAUUGGAAUCAGUCUGCUUACAGAACUUACAGAUCGUGAGUGGAUAACACUAAACUUAAUAAUUUGAUUGAAAUAGCGUACAUAGUGAGGAAGCUUCGUUUUUGUAAAUUAUACAUAAAACAUGUCAGGAGGUGGUGGCGGUGGUGGGGGUGGUGCUGGAAAAGGGGGUCACGGGGGAAGAGGUGGUGACGGAGGGGCAGCGGGAUGUAGAGGUCAAGACGGUCAACCUGGAACGGGCACAGGGGCUGGAAGUGGGGGACGUGGGGGUUCACCUGGUUUCGAUGGGGGGCGUGGUGGCGAUGGCUCCCAUGGGACUGGAGGUGACGGGGGUAAAGCCGGCGGUGGCGGCGGUGGCGGCGGAAGUGGGGCGAGAAAGUAAUAAAGAUCUUGAGAGGAAGUAUUGUAACAUUUGAAUAAAUAUUGUUUCACAUAAAAUUGACAAAUAAUUCUGGAACUAUAUUCUUGUAAGAUGUAUCGACUUCAUUUAAAAAUUACAACUCAUGCCGUACGUUUCAUAAAGCAAAACAAGGUUCAUUACGAUUUUUAAGAGUAUUUAAUUGAUGGCAGUUUAUGCAUAACGUCUUAGAAUUACUUAUUAGGGAACCGUCUUAUCAAUCUAUGAAUGAAUGAUUCUCCAGAAAAAGGUCGCUGGUCUUUUUCAUAUAUAUAUCUUGUAGAAUAAGAAAUAAGAGAUUAAGAAACACUUUUUUUUAUUUAAAAAAAUCUAACUAAAAAAUGGACAAACAAAAUGGCUGACUUAUGUAAUUGAUUUCACUUCUACAUAUAUUACUAAAGAUUUAUGGAUGACCACAGAGAGGGAAUACUUCGAAAUAUUCAAAAUAAAUCGACCAAAUUAUUGAAAUUUGUAAAUCACUUGAGUUACAUAAGUGGCGGUGGCCAUAAAAUCUAACUUGGUAACAGCGUGCAAUUAUUUAAUGGCGUAACUUUUAUAAAAUUAGAUAAUAUAUGUAUUGUUACCACUGUAUUUGUUGCAUACAUAUGUACAUAUGCACCUGCAUCAAAAAAUAGAUUACUUUGCAUAAUAAAAA